Psammomys obesus (fat sand rat) is the source of this 567-nucleotide messenger RNA. It is a transcript of the gene Rpl28, whose product is annotated as ribosomal protein L28. Lineage: Eukaryota; Metazoa; Chordata; Mammalia; Rodentia; Muridae. The transcript is spliced from 5 exons. The record is from RefSeq and is a predicted model, not a curated record. Gene Ontology annotation, biological process: translation. Bases 108 to 521 code for a protein of 137 amino acids. Gene Ontology annotation, cellular component: ribosome; cytosolic large ribosomal subunit. Gene Ontology annotation, molecular function: structural constituent of ribosome.
GAGGGCCCAGGGAGGAAGCGGAAAUGCGUUGCCAUUUUAAAGGCGACGUCCCGCCUCUAGCGUCUCCUUUUCCGUCUCCGGCCGCCAUAGAGUGAGGAGCCGUCGACAUGUCCGCCCAUUUGCAAUGGAUGGUCGUUCGGAACUGCUCCAGUUUCCUGAUCAAGCGGAACAAGCAGACAUACAGCACCGAGCCCAAUAAUCUGAAGGCCCGCAACUCCUUCCGCUACAAUGGGUUGAUUCAUCGCAAGACUGUGGGAGUGGAGCCCGCGGCCGAUGGCAAAGGGGUCGUGGUGGUCAUGAAACGCAGAUCCGGUCAGCGAAAACCUGCCACUUCUUAUGUGAGAACCACCAUCAACAAGAAUGCUCGGGCUACUCUCAGUAGCAUCAGGCACAUGAUCCGAAAGAACAAGUACCGCCCUGAUCUGAGAAUGGCUGCCAUCCGCAGGGCCAGUGCUAUCCUGCGAAGCCAGAAGCCUGUGGUGGUGAAGAGGAAACGGACCCGCCCCACCAAGAGCUCCUGAGCACACCCCCAAAACAAUAAAGAGUCCACUGACUUUUUCAACCAUC